This is a messenger RNA of Schizosaccharomyces japonicus yFS275, 653 nucleotides long. RefSeq names its product NuA4 histone acetyltransferase complex subunit. The coding region runs from base 115 to 567 and encodes 150 amino acids. Gene Ontology annotation, biological process: DNA repair. The record is from RefSeq and is a predicted model, not a curated record. Gene Ontology annotation, cellular component: NuA4 histone acetyltransferase complex; histone acetyltransferase complex; nucleus. The transcript is spliced from 2 exons. NCBI's taxonomy places the organism in Eukaryota, Fungi, Ascomycota, Schizosaccharomycetes, Schizosaccharomycetales, Schizosaccharomycetaceae.
CCAAAAAGCGGGUGGAAAAACAAAGCCAAGGCCGGAGGCGGUCCUUCAAACAGGAAGAGAGGGAGGGUAUACGAAAAGAGUUCUGUUUCUUAAGAAGCUCUUGAAGAAUACGGUAUGACCUCUGAAACUUCGGAAUCAAAAAUAAAAGAACCCGAAAAUUCGUUAAGUUAUUACGAAAAAUGUAAAAAAGAGCUGCACGAACUGAUGGAAAAAAAAAUAGAAUUGGAAUCGUCGUUAUUGGGCAUAGAAGAUUCCAUCUACAAGCUCGAGGGAACGUAUCUCGAGAGCACUGCGAGAACGGGAAAUAUCGUUCAUGGUUUUGAUGGGUUGCUCAAGUCCACAACAUCCAACAACUUGAGACGAAGAAAUGAAUUUCACGAGUCUGACAGACUAUUUUCGUUGUCCUCUAGCACAGCAGGUGUCAAGGGCACGCAGAUGUUUUCACGAUUGUACACUGACGAGGAUGGAGACGAAAACACUUCAUCGAGCAACCGACGCCGCAAAAGGAAGUCGGCCGACCAUAACGCAUAUGAUCAUAAACGAAGAUUGACGUUCCGAGACGCAUAGAGCAAUGACAUUUGGACAAGUCUUCAUACGACAGCUAAUGUGUGUGCCGAAUUGGUGUGUGACAAAAAAGUGUAGAAUAAGCGCGU